Molecule: messenger RNA, 6858 nt
Organism: Carlito syrichta (Philippine tarsier)
Lineage: Eukaryota; Metazoa; Chordata; Mammalia; Primates; Tarsiidae
Gene: USP32
Product: ubiquitin specific peptidase 32
Exons: 33
Coding region: 64-4755 (1563 amino acids)
Biological process (GO): protein deubiquitination
Cellular component (GO): Golgi apparatus
Molecular function (GO): cysteine-type deubiquitinase activity; calcium ion binding
Source: RefSeq, a predicted model, not a curated record
ACAGAUGUAGAGCUGAAACGACUGAAAGACGCCUUCAAGAGGACCUGUGGGCUCUCAUAUUACAUGAGCCAACACUGCUUCAUCAGGGAAGUGCUUGGGGAUGGAGUGCCUCCAAAAGUUGCUGAGGUGAUUUACUGUUCUUUUGGUGGGACAUCCAAAGGGCUGCACUUCAAUAAUUUAAUAGUUGGACUCGUCCUCCUUACAAGAGGAAGAGAUGAAGAGAAAGCAAAAUACAUUUUUAGCCUUUUUUCAAGCGAAUCUGGGAGCUAUGUUGUACGGGAAGAAAUGGAAAGAAUGCUCCAUGUGGUGGAUGGCAAAGUCCCAGAUACACUCAGGAAGUGUUUCUCAGAGGGUGAAAAGGUAAACUAUGAAAAGUUUAGAAAUUGGCUUCUUCUAAACAAAGAUGCUUUUACUUUCUCUCGUUGGCUACUAUCUGGAGGUGUGUAUGUUACCCUCACUGAUGAUAGUGAUACUCCCACUUUCUACCAAACUCUGGCUGGAGUCACACAUUUGGAGGAAUCAGACAUCAUUGAUCUUGAGAAACGCUAUUGGUUGUUGAAGGCUCAAUCCCGGACUGGACGAUUUGAUCUGGAGACAUUUGGCCCUUUGGUUUCACCACCUAUUCGUCCAUCUCUAAGUGAAGGUUUGUUUAAUGCUUUUGAUGAAAAUCGUGACAAUCACAUAGAUUUUAAGGAGAUAUCCUGUGGGUUAUCAGCCUGUUGCAGGGGACCCCUGGCUGAAAGACAAAAAUUUUGCUUCAAGGUGUUUGAUGUUGACCGCGAUGGAGUUCUCUCCAGGGUUGAACUGAGAGAUAUGGUAGUUGCACUUUUGGAAGUUUGGAAGGACAACCGUACUGAUGAUAUCCCUGAAUUACACAUGGAUCUCUCUGACAUUGUAGAAGGCAUAUUGAAUGCACAUGACACCACAAAGAUGGGCCAUCUUACUCUGGAAGACUAUCAGAUCUGGAGUGUGAAAAAUGUUCUUGCCAAUGAAUUUUUGAAUCUCCUUUUCCAGGUAUGUCAUAUAGUUCUGGGGUUAAGACCAGCUACUCCGGAAGAAGAAGGACAAAUUAUUAGAGGAUGGUUAGAACGAGAGAGCAGGUAUGGUCUGCAACCAGGACACAAUUGGUUUAUCAUCUCUAUGCAGUGGUGGCAACAAUGGAAAGAAUAUGUCAAAUACGAUGCCAGUCCUGUUGUAAUUGAGCCAUCAUCUGUUAUGAAUGGAGGAAAAUAUUCGUUUGGAAUAGCAGUAUAUCCUACGGAGCAGGGUGAAGAUAGAAUUGCAGGCAGCCUCAGUUAUGUGAAUACCACUGAAGAGAAAUUUUCAGACAAUAUUUCUACUGCAUCUGAAGCCUCUGAAACCACUAGCAGUGGUUUUCUGUAUUCUACCACAUCAGGGACAGAUGUUUGCUUUACUCGACAGCAUAACACUUCUGACAAUAACAACCAGUGUCUGCUAGGAGCCAAUGGGAAUAUCUUGUUGCACCUUAAUCCUCAGAAACCAGGAGCUAUUGAUAACCAGCCGUUAGUAACUCAAGAACCAGUAAAGGCUACAUCAUUAACACUAGAAGGAGGACGAUUAAAACGGACUCCACAACUGAUCCAUGGAAGAGAUUAUGAAAUGGUCCCAGAACCUGUAUGGAGAGCACUUUAUCAUUGGUAUGGAGCAAACCUGGCCUUACCUAGACCAGUGAUCAAGAAUAGCAAGACAGACAUCCCAGAGCUGGAAUUAUUUCCUCGUUAUCUUCUCUUCCUGAGACAGCAGCCUGCCACUCGGACACAGCAGUCUAACAUCUGGGUGAAUAUGGGAAAUGUACCUUCUCCGAAUGCACCUUUAAAGCGAGUAUUAGCCUAUACAGGCUGUUUUAGUCGAAUGCAGACCAUCAAGGAAAUUCAUGAAUAUCUAUCUCAAAGGCUGCGCAUUAAAGAAGAAGAUAUGCGCUUGUGGCUAUACAACAGUGAGAAUUAUCUUACACUCCUGGAUGAUGAGGAUCAUAGAUUGGAAUAUUUGAAAAUCCAGGAUGAACAGCACCUGGUAAUUGAAGUUCGCAACAAAGAUAUGAGUUGGCCUGAGGAGAUGUCUUUUAUAGCAAAUAGUAGUAAAAUAGAUAGACACAAGGUUCCCACAGAAAAGGGAGCCACAGGUCUGAGCAACCUGGGAAACACAUGCUUUAUGAACUCAAGCAUCCAGUGCGUUAGUAACACACAGCCACUGACGCAGUAUUUUAUCUCAGGGAGACAUCUUUAUGAACUCAACAGGACAAAUCCCAUUGGUAUGAAGGGGCAUAUGGCUAAAUGCUAUGGUGAUUUAGUACAGGAACUUUGGAGUGGAACUCAGAAGAAUGUUGCCCCUUUAAAGCUUCGGUGGACCAUAGCAAAAUAUGCUCCCAGGUUUAAUGGGUUCCAGCAACAAGACUCCCAAGAACUUCUGGCUUUUCUCUUGGAUGGUCUUCAUGAAGAUCUCAACCGAGUCCAUGAAAAGCCAUAUGUGGAACUGAAGGACAGUGAUGGCCGACCAGACUGGGAAGUAGCUGCAGAGGCCUGGGACAACCAUCUAAGAAGAAAUAGAUCAAUUGUUGUGGAUUUGUUCCAUGGGCAGCUAAGAUCUCAAGUCAAAUGCAAGACAUGUGGUCAUAUUAGUGUCCGAUUUGAUCCCUUCAAUUUUUUGUCUUUGCCACUACCAAUGGACAGUUAUAUGCACUUAGAAAUAACAGUAAUUAAGUUAGAUGGUACCACCCCUGUACGAUAUGGACUAAGACUGAAUAUGGAUGAAAAGUACACAGGUUUAAAAAAACAACUGAGCGAUCUCUGUGGAUUUAAUUCAGAACAAAUUCUUCUUGCAGAAGUACAUGGUUCUAACAUAAAGAACUUCCCUCAGGAUAACCAAAAAGUACGACUGUCAGUGAGUGGGUUUUUGUGUGCAUUUGAAAUCCCUGUUCCUGCAUCUCCAGUUUCAACUUCUAGUCCAAUACAGACAGAUUUCUCCUCUUCCCCAUCUACAAAUGGAAUAUUCACCCUAACUACCAAUGGGGACCUGCCUCGACCAAUAUUCAUCCCCAAUGGAAUGCCAAGCACUAUUGUACCAUGUGGAACUGAGAAGAGCUUCACAAAUGGAAUGGUGAAUGGUCAUAUGCCAUCUCUUCCUGACAACCCCUCCACAGGCUACAUCAUUGCAAUCCAUCGGAAAAUGAUGAGGACAGAACUGUAUUUCCUGUCAUCUCAGAAGAAUCGUCCUAGCCUUUUUGGAAUGCCACUGAUUGUUCCAUGCACUGUGCAUACUCGGAAGAAAGACCUAUAUGAUGCGGUUUGGAUUCAAGUGUCUCGGUUAGCCAGUCCACUCCCACCUCAGGAAGCCAGUAAUCAUGCUCAAGACUGUGAUGACAGUAUGGGCUAUCAGUAUCCAUUCACUCUACGAGUUGUACAGAAAGAUGGGAACUCCUGUGCUUGGUGCCCAUGGUACAGAUUUUGCAGAGGCUGUAAAAUUGAUUGUGGGGAAGAUAGAGCUUUCAUUGGAAAUGCCUACAUUGCUGUGGAUUGGGACCCCACAGCCCUUCACCUCCGCUAUCAAACGUCACAGGAAAGGGUGGUAGAUGAGCACGAGAGCGUAGAGCAGAGUCGCCGAGCACAAGCCGAGCCCAUCAACCUGGACAGCUGUCUCCGUGCUUUCACCAGUGAGGAGGAGCUCGGGGAAAACGAGAUGUACUACUGCUCCAAGUGUAAGACCCACUGCCUGGCCACCAAGAAGCUGGAUCUCUGGAGGCUUCCCCCGAUUCUGAUUAUUCACCUUAAACGAUUUCAAUUUGUAAAUGGUCGAUGGAUAAAAUCACAGAAAAUUGUUAAAUUUCCUCGGGAAAAUUUUGACCCUAGUGCUUUUUUGGUACCAAGAGACCCAGCUCUCUGCCAGCGUAAACCCCUCACACCCCAGGGGGAUGACCUCUCCGAGCCCAGGGUUCUGGCUGGAGAGGUGAAGAGAGUGGAUGCCCAGAGCUCAGCUGGGGAAGAGGAUGUGCUUCUGAGCAAGAGCCCCUCCUCGCUCAGUGCAAACAUCGUCAGCAGCCCAAAAGGUUCACCUUCUUCAUCAAGAAAAAGUGGAACCAGCUGUCCCUCUAGCAAAAACAGCAGCCCUAACAGCAGCCCACGGACCUUGGGGAGAAGCAGAGGGAGACUCCGGCUACCCCAGAUUGGCAGCAAAAAUAAGCUGUCAAGUAGUAAGGAGAACUUGGAUGCCAGCAAAGAGAAUGGGGCUGGGCAGAUCUGUGAGCUGGCUGAUGCUCUGAGUCGAGGGCAUAUGCUGGGGGGCAGCCAACCUGAGCUGGUCACCCCUCAGGACCACGAGGUGGCUUUGGCCAAUGGAUUCCUUUAUGAGCAUGAGGCGUGUGGCAAUGGCUACGGCAGUGGUCAGCUUGGAAACCACAGUGAAGAGGACAGCACUGAUGACCAAAGAGAAGAUACUCGUAUUAAGCCUAUUUAUAAUCUAUAUGCAAUUUCGUGCCAUUCGGGAAUUCUAGGUGGGGGCCAUUAUGUCACUUAUGCCAAAAACCCAAACUGCAAGUGGUACUGUUACAAUGACAGCAGCUGUAAGGAACUUCAUCCUGAUGAAAUUGACACCGACUCUGCCUACAUUCUUUUCUAUGAGCAGCAGGGGAUAGACUAUGCACAAUUUCUGCCAAAGAUUGAUGGCAAAAAGAUGGCAGAUACAAGCAGCAUGGACGAAGACUUUGAGUCUGAUUACAAAAAGUACUGUGUGUUACAGUAAAGCUACCACUCUGGCCACUAGACAGUCCAGUAGUGAGGGAGAUGACUCCUUGUAGCUGACAUUUGGCAAAAGCAUCACUGAAAGGCAAACUAAUUGUAGUUAUUUUAUCCUGUGACCCUGAAGCACAAAAUAAAAAUCCUAAUUAAAAUAGUAGUUAACUUUAAGAGUAGUAAUAAUUUUGUUUUGGUGUCUCAUACAAACUCUCGAUAGAGAAAUUUCAGGCAGAUCCCACCAUUAGCCUGUAAACAAAAAGGUUUGGCACCAGCCACCUGGGACCAAAUAAGAAUUAAAUUGUGCUUGUCCAGAUAUGAACAAAUAUGUAGUGAGUAUAGAGUUUACCAAUAAUCGUAACAAAAUACUAAAGAUUUCCUUGGAGUCAAAGUAAAAAACAAAUGAUAGUGUUGUCUGAAGACGACAUGAUAUGCUACCUCCUUUUUCCUGAAGUUUUAUUCCAUUAUAUUGACAAGAUUGGAGAAAGCAAGAUCAUGAAGCUGUGCAAAUGAUUGUUAAGGCAUAAACGAAGAUUUUUUUAAUUUAUUUUUUAAACCAUUUCCCUGCUCUUUCUAUGUCUUUCUUGCUUUUUGUUUUUGUUCUUGUGUUUGUGUUUGAGACACAACCAGUCAUUGGUGGCAGAGACAUAAUAGUGGUCAGUCCAAAAGAACGAGUCUCUUAAGAGCUAUGUGCCUUCCACCCAGGGCUUUGGUUGGGAAACCCAGUGGAAAGAAAAAGCAUCCUGGGAAAUCCAGUUAAACAGCCUUCCUGAGGAGGCAUCUUACUUUUAGGAUACUUCAAGUAUCCACAGAAAUGUAUAUCCCCCCACUGCUGAGAGUGUCGUGGUAGUUGCCAAUAUUUGUACCAUCUCCACAUGCACAUGUUGCACAGAGAGCUUCUGGGAAGGUAAGCAGCAUCAAAGCUAGAUAGGGUUUCACAGCUAGUGGUUGUUUUUUCCUGUUUGUUUUGCACUUUAAAAAAGAGAUAAUACAUGCAAAUGAACUUACUUGUUUGUAUUUGAUGGCUGUAAGGGCUAUUGGGGUAUUUUCCCCAUCAUAUUAAAUUUUAAAAUAAAACACAUCCAAAACAUUGAUAGUUCAUAACAUUUUAAUGAAAUUGGUGGUUUUAGAAAGUAAACUUUUAUUUUGUUUUAUUUGCAUGUCCAUUUUUUUUUAUUUUGAUACUUGUUUUUUUAAAAAAUAUUUUACAGUAGUCAUCAAAUGUUGCUGCUUUGCUUACUUUAUUUUUUCCUCUGGAUUAUUCAAGACUGGAACAAACGUAUAAGUGUUAUUUAUUUUAGGUAGCAUUUUUUUCCUGUGUUGUUUUUUAAAUAUAUAUUCAAAGAAAUGAUUCACCAUAUUUUUGGAUUUUGUUUAUUCAUCUAGACCCUGCAAGUUGAUUCUCAUUAAUUAUCAGAUUCCAUUACCCUCUCCCCCUUCUAAGUAGUCAUUACCAGUGUAAUUAAGCAUUUGUGUCCUGAUAGCUGAGGCCAGUAUCUAUCUAGUUCUUCUCAGAACAUUUGGAAAGGUCGUCUCAAAUGACUACCUAAGUUGAAAUUCUUUUCAGAAAAAGAAUAUAAUUGCAAAUAGGAGGGAGUGGCCUAAAUUGUAUAAUGUAAUAAAGCCAGACAAAAUGCAUACUUUAUAGUUUGAAGAUUUUCAGUAUGUAAAAUCUGCCCAUUCCUUACCUGGACAUGUCCCGUUAAAAAGUGGAGGAUUUUAAAUAAUUUCUUUACAGAUAUUUUAUUUAAGCAGGUAGCACAAUCUACUAAUGUUGUUUGAUCUGUGUUUGUUAUACUGGUUGUAAUUAAUUUUUUAAUUCAUGAACUAGCAGAAAAUCUAUUAAAUUAACUAUUAACUACAUUCACCUUGUAAAUUACUGUAUAAAACUUGUUGACGAUGCACUGACUUUAGAAAGAUGUUAAUGUACAUAAAUAGAGUGUAAAUAAAAUAGUGUUGAUGUACUGAAAUAUGAACUGUAUAAAAAAGUAUUGGUAAUUGUAUAUGGAGUGUACCUGUUUAUCUGUAACUAUUAUCCCAACAAAUUAAAUACUGUGGAUGCCUUUAUGUGCUGUUUUUCCUCUUACAAGUAAAUGCAAAAAGUCAAAUUCUC